CACAAAUUUUAAAGAUAUUGGUUUUAUACAUGGUUUUACUAAUCCUACAUUUAUUGUUAUUCAUGAGAAUACCAUGGGUCAAUUUAUUAAAAUAAAAGAAUAUAUUUCUUUUGAUACAAUGAAACAUGUAAAGGGUUUAAAGACUAUUAAAUUAAUUGAUACAGAAUCUUCAAUGGUCAUUCCUGUUCCUGCACCUCUAAGUGGUGCUAUUAUUGUUGGUGGAAAUUCAAUUACAUAUAUUGAUGGCUCUAAUUAUAUUGCUCAUCUUCCCUUAAACCAGAAAAUUGAUAUUGUAUGUUAUACUAGAGUUGAUUUGGAAGGAACUAGAUAUUUACUUGGAGACAAAUCGGGAUGCUUGCUUAUGCUAUUUCUUAAGUGUGAAAAAACAUCAAUUGGAAAAUUUAAAGUUUCAGAUUUAAAUAUACGUAGUUUUGGGGAAAUUAAUAUACCUACAUCACUUACAUAUUUGGAUAACAAAGUAGUUUUUGUUGCGUCUAAAUAUGGUGACUCUCAACUCAUUAAAUUGCAUUAUGAAUUGAAUAAAACUGGUUCGCAUAUAACAGUAUUAGAUCAAUUUCUUAAUUUAGGACCAAUUGUUGACAUGUGCUUAGUUGAUACUAAACAACGUGGUUAUGAUCAAAUUGUUACUUGUUCGGGGGCAUAUAAAGAUGGAUCACUUAGAAUUAUAGACAAUGGAGUAGAGAUUCAACAGAGAGCCGAAAUUGAUUUGCUUGGAAUUAAAGGAAUUUGGACUUUAAGUUUUAAUACUAAAAGUGAUUUAGACGAUACAUUAGUAUUAUCUUUUGUUUGGCAUAGUAAAGUUUUAGACUGUAUUAAUGAAGAGUUUGAAGAAAUAUGUAUUGAAGGUUUUGAAACUGAGUUACAAACAUUUUACUGUGGUAAAACAUUAAAUAAUAAGAUGGUUCAAAUAACAUCUGCUAGUGUUCGGUUAAUUUGUAUGGAGUCAAAAAAAUUAAUAAGUGAAUGGAAAAUCCCAGAUUUCAGAAAUAUUAAUGCUGUAACAUGUAAUGGCCAACAAGCGAUUUGUGCUUCAGGAAAGGAUCUAUAUUACGUAUAUAUUGGAUCACAAAGCGUCUUUCAAAAUAAGCAUAUUACAUUAAAACAAGAAGUAUCCUGUCUCGAUAUUUGUUUAUAUAGAGACAAGUUUGAAAAAAUUAUCAUUUUGCUUGCUAUUGGCUUCUGGAAAGAUGUAUCAAUAAAAAUAUUUAAACUUCCAGAUUUUAUAGAACUUGUUAAUGAACUUUUAUUUGAAGGAAUUGUUCCUCGAUCAAUAUCCUUUGUAACAUUAGAAAAUAUGCACUACUUAUUUUGUGCAUUGGGAAAUGGAAGUUUAUUUUAUUUUGACUUAAAUGUUAAAACUGGUAUGUUAUGUAAAAAACGGAAGAUUGAACUUGGUAAUCAACCAGCUUUAAUCAAAAAGUGUCAAACUACAUCAAGUAUUUUUAUAUGUUCGGAUUCCCCAGUUUCAAUUCAUUCUUCUAAUAAAAAACUGGUUUUUACUAAAGUUAAUUCAAUAAAAGUUAAUAAUAUAUGUAUGAUCAAUACGGCUAAUUAUACCAAUUGUUUAAUUCUGGCAACAGAUACCAAUGUUAUAAUUGGUAUUAUUGAUUUGGAGAAAAAAUAUCAUGUGCGUACUAUUCCCCUAGGGGAAUCCCCUCGGCGAAUCGCAUACCAAGAAUCAAGCAAGACAUUUGGCAUAACAACUAUCAAAACAUAUAAUAAAAUUGAAAUUAGAAAUGGUUAUAUUCAUCCUAGUGCUAGUACUAGUACACAGAAUAUUUCUAGUGCAAUAGGAAAUCGUAUUGUUAUUGAUCAACUAUUGACAAGCAGAUGUAAAAGAAGAAAAUUCAAUUACAAUCCAGAAUUAGAAGUUAGUAAUAUGAUUAUAUUACAUCAAGAUACUUUUGAAAUUUUACAUGUAUAUCAAUUAUAUCCCAAAGAAUAUGCGCUAAGCAUACUAUCAACUAAAUUGGGAGAUGAUCCAAUCACAUAUUAUAUACUGGGAACCGCACUUAUGACAAGGCAAUCACAAGAUCCUAUAGAAGGACGAAUUAUUGUUUUCCAUUAUGAUUCUUCUUUAUCAGAACUGAUACAUAUUUCUGAAAAAGUUGUUGAUGGAGGAUGUUUUAGUAUGGUUAAAUUUCAUGACAUGCUUAUAGCUACAGUUAAUUCUUCAAUAAACUCAUAUAGCUGGACUUCUGAAAAAAAAUUAGUUCUUCAGUGCACUCAAAAUAAUAACAGUAUAUCUCAACAUGUUAAAACUAAUGGAAACUAUAUUCUUUGUGGUGAUUUAAUGAAAUCAUUAGCAUUAUUUACCAAAAGUGGUGAAAUCAAUUUGGAAAAGAUAGUUUCAGACGAUUGUCUUAAAUGGCCAUCUGCCAUAGAGAUUAUUGAUGAUGAAUUAUUUAUAGGAGCAGAAAACGAUAAAAACUUGUAUAUUUUUUAUAAAUCCAGUAAUUUAGGUUCUGAUAAUUUACAAUCUAAAAAUUUUCAAGCAAUUGGUCGAUUCCACUUGGGUGAUUUGGUAAAUAUCUUUAGACAUGGUUCAUUAAUUAUGAAACAAUUUGAAGAUACGUAUGAAACUAAGUUGUCAAUUAAAGGAAGUAUUAUUUAUGGCACAGUUAGUGGAGCUCUUGGAUUUAUUACAAAUAUGGAUCCAAAACUGUGUGGCUUUAUGUCAGAUUUUCAAAAUAGUUUAACUACUGUUGUUAACAAAGUGGAGACAUUGCCCGAUCAUCAUCAAACACAAUUUACAAAAUCUAAUAAAGGAUUUUUAGAUGGAAAUUUGUUUAAAAAAUUUUUGAAAUUGUCCAUUUCAAACAAGAAGUCAGUUAUUCGAGGACUAACGGAAUCGUAUAACUGUGAAUUCCAGAAAAUUUUUGAAGGUUCAGAAAUUGGUGUUAAAGAUGUAACGAGUCUCAUCGGAGAUUUAACUAAGAUGUACUAA
Molecule: messenger RNA, 2968 nt
Organism: Rhopalosiphum maidis (corn leaf aphid)
Lineage: Eukaryota; Metazoa; Arthropoda; Insecta; Hemiptera; Aphididae
Product: DNA damage-binding protein 1-like
Exons: 16
Coding region: 74-2968 (964 amino acids)
Biological process (GO): DNA repair; proteasome-mediated ubiquitin-dependent protein catabolic process
Cellular component (GO): nucleus; site of double-strand break
Molecular function (GO): protein binding; nucleic acid binding
Source: RefSeq, a predicted model, not a curated record